Pseudonaja textilis is the source of this 1353-nucleotide messenger RNA. The record is from RefSeq and is a predicted model, not a curated record. NCBI's taxonomy places the organism in Eukaryota, Metazoa, Chordata, Lepidosauria, Squamata, Elapidae.
CUGUCUCUUUUUCCUACACCUAUAGACCACUGGGGCUUGGUGGAGGUUUCGCAGGCAGCUUCGCUGUCUUCAAUGGAGUGCACCAAGUUUGUAUCUGGCUGGCUUCAUUCCUUCCUUCAAAGCUCCCAGUUUCACAAUCAUUCCAUAGAAGGAGUAUAUUUGGAUGAAAAGGGAGAUCUGACAGCUGAUCUGGACAUUGUGAACUGGGUUGUUUUCCCAAACAAAUCUGUCAAGAGAAUUAAAUCUGGGAGUCUAGAAAAACUGACAUCCCAGCAUUUGAAAUUCUCCAUUGAUCAGAAGGGUAUUACACAGUUCGAAAUGCUGAAUAAGACCCUUCCUCCUUCCAAGUGUGUGGAAAGCUGUCAUCCUGGAUUUAAAAAGGUGCCCCAGGAAGGGAGACCCAUUUGCUGCUAUGAUUGUCAUCCUUGUGCGGAAGGAACCAUCUCUACCAUGGAAGAUGCUGAAAAAUGUGCCAAAUGUCCAGCAAAUCAGUAUUCAAACAUCAAGAAAAAUGCUUGUAUACCUAAGACUGAAACAUUCCUAUCCUAUCAAGAAAAUUUGGGGAUCAUCCUAGCUUCUCUUGCCUUGUUCCUGUCUUUGGUAACAGGAUUAGUCUUGGGAGUCUUCAUGAAAUUCCAAGAAACUCCCAUAGUCAAAGCCAACAAUCGAGAUCUCUCCUAUAUCCUUCUCAUCUCCCUCUUGCUCUCCUUCUUGUCCUCAUUCCUGUUCAUUGGCCAACCAAGGAGAGCUACUUGCCUUCUUCGACAAACAGCCUUCAGCAACAUCUUCUCAGUUGCCAUUUCUACCAUCUUGGCCAAAACAUUCAUGGUAGUGCUAGCCUUCUUGGCCACAAAACCAGGGAAUAAAGUGCAGAGAUGGCUAGGGAAGAGCCUGGCUAAUUCUAUUAUCUUUUCUUGUUCUGUGGUUCAAGUUGUCCUCUGCAGCAUCUGGUUGGGCACCUCUCCCCCAUUCCCUGAGGUGGACAUGAACUCACAAUCUGCAGAGAUCAUCUUACAAUGUAAUGAAGGAUCUGUUGCCAUGUUCUAUCAUGUCCUUGGCUAUAUGGGGUUCUUGGCUGCCAUCUGCUUCACUGUGGCUUUUCUAGCCAGAAAUCUACCUGCGACUUUUAAUGAAGCCAAACUCAUCACCUUCAGCAUGCUGGUCUUCUGCAGUGUCUGGAUAACCUUUGUACCUACUUACCUGAGCACCAAAGGGAAAUACAUGGUGGCUGUGCAGGUCUUCUCCAUCUUGGCCUCCAGUGCCAGCCUGUUAGGAUUCAUUUUCAUCCCCAAGUGCUACAUUAUUUUCUUAAGACCAGAUUUGAAUACUAAGGAACAUUUGUUGUUGAAAUAA